Molecule: messenger RNA, 465 nt
Organism: Clonostachys rhizophaga
Lineage: Eukaryota; Fungi; Ascomycota; Sordariomycetes; Hypocreales; Bionectriaceae
Source: the annotation of a GenBank genome assembly
AUGCCGGAUCGAGACCGACAAUGUUGCCUACUGCCCCUGCCGAAAGCCCUACCACGUCGAAACCGAGGGCCUCAGGAAAAAUCCGAAGCUACAAGGCCAAGGGAAAGACGAAAAGGUAUACAAGCCAACAGUCGAAAGCCGUUCAAGAGACAGCGCUCCACUGAUGACGAGGAUGACGACGCGGCUAGUCCGAAAGACCCGAAGAAGCCCAUUUUCAUGGUGCUCAAGGCUACAGGAGAGGAUGCCAACGCGGCAUUUGGGCAUGGCGUCGAGCGCAGUGGCGCCGCAUAUACCCACAUCCUUGCUUUGAUGGCUAUGAGAACGCACCCGAUCCGCGACGCCUGGAUCGUCGACAGUAGUGCUACCCAGGACGUAUGCAACGAUACCUCGAAGUUUUUUCAGAUGGGUAUGUACCAUGGGCCCGCACUCAGAAGCGUUGAUGCAACCACAUCUCUCUCAGGGUAG